Molecule: messenger RNA, 556 nt
Organism: Magnolia sinica
Lineage: Eukaryota; Viridiplantae; Streptophyta; Magnoliopsida; Magnoliales; Magnoliaceae
Product: small ribosomal subunit protein eS1-like
Exons: 2
Coding region: 32-316 (94 amino acids)
Biological process (GO): translation
Cellular component (GO): ribosome; cytosol
Molecular function (GO): structural constituent of ribosome
Source: RefSeq, a predicted model, not a curated record
AUUCAUUUCUUAUUUUCAGAUCCGCUGCAAAAUGAGAGAGAUAAUGGUCAAUCAAGCUGCCUCUUGUGACCUAAAGGAACUAGUACAGAAUUGCAUUCCUGAGGUCAUUGGGAAAGAGAUUGAGAAAGCAACCUCAAGUAUCUACCCACUCCAGAAUGUAUUUAUCCGUAAAGUGAAGAUCUUGAGGCCCCCAAAGUUCGAUCUUGGGAAGCUCAUGGAGGUCCACGGCGAUUACUCGGAGGAUGUGGGGGUGAAGGUGGAUAGACCGGAUGAAGACACUACGAUGGAAGGGGAAACAGAAGUAGUUGGAGGCUGAUUGAGUUGUUAUUGUCUCGAGUUCUCUCGUGACAUCAGUUUUGGUAUGUGCCUCAUCAGUUUUGGUAAUUUUAGAUGUUCACAGUUUUAGUAUGCCUAACCAUGUUUUAUUUAUUUAAAUAUGGGAUUAUUGUAGACCUUAUGUGGGUUUGUUUUGUCUUGCUUGGGUUGGGCCUUAGUGCAGCUUGACAGUGUUGUUGUAAAACCUUGAUUGCUUGCUAAAUGAACAUGGAUUUUGUCA